AGUCACGUACGUCGGGGAGUGGAAUACCCAGCACACGUCGAGGAGUGGGAGUGAAAUACCCAGCUAGUUACUUUGGGGGGUGAAGACAUGCCGGAGGGAUUGGGAUGGGAUUUGGGAUUUUUGGGACUUGGGAUCUUGGGGGUUGUUGGGUGGGGGGCGAAGGGACUGGCGUUUUGGGACUCUUGAUGUUGUUGUCGUCUCGUAUUUCUAUCUCCGUUCUGUUUUCUCUGUUUAGGUUGUUAUGUUUUGCGUGGGCAAAUACCAUAUUUGCCUACUUGCUCUGGAGAAGAGGACGGAUGGAUGAAUAUCUAUCGACGUAUGGUAUGGAUUGUUUAACUUCUCUUCUACCCGCCCGAGGGCUGUUGAUUACUGGUUUAUCUUCCUAGUCGGUCUAUUUUGUGGAUAGGAAUUGGGGGGUGAUGGGAGUUGCUUGAACGUGUGUUGUGGAUGGUGUGGUUUGGGGAUUGUCCCGGCUGUCGUUGUUAUUGAUUGUCGAUCU
This is a messenger RNA of Chaetomium fimeti, 499 nucleotides long. RefSeq lists its product as uncharacterized. The transcript has a single exon. The record is from RefSeq and is a predicted model, not a curated record. The coding region runs from base 105 to 386 and encodes 93 amino acids. Lineage: Eukaryota; Fungi; Ascomycota; Sordariomycetes; Sordariales; Chaetomiaceae.